This is a messenger RNA of Cyphellophora attinorum, 777 nucleotides long. Its product is annotated as 3-oxoacyl-[acyl-carrier-protein] FabG. Lineage: Eukaryota; Fungi; Ascomycota; Eurotiomycetes; Chaetothyriales; Cyphellophoraceae. The transcript has 4 exons. The coding region runs from base 1 to 777 and encodes 258 amino acids. The record is from RefSeq and is a predicted model, not a curated record.
AUGUCGUCCUCAAGCUUCGGAGGCAAAGUGAUCGCUAUCACUGGCGGCGGUUCCGGGAUGGGUUAUGCCGUUGCAAAACAUCUCGCGUCCCUCGGAGCCAACAUCUCGCUCGCCGACAUCAACUCUGAGACCCUGAGAGCGGCCUACGAUACCCUCCCCACCGACCGCCAUCCAGGCCAAGAUCACUCCCACAUGGUUGUUGACGUAACUUCCACCGAGGACGUAGAUGACUGGACGUUGAUGAUUUUAGCGAAGUACCGACGGUUGGAUGGGGCGGUCAACAUGGCGGGCAUCAUUUGCAAGGCGAAGAAUGUUGAGUACGUGGAAGACGAGGAGUGGGCACGGACUAUGGACGUCAACGCCGGGGGCGUGUUUCGAUGUCUGCGGGCGCAAGUGAGAGCGAUGAAGCAGGCAGCUGAGCAAGGCGGACGUGUUGCGAGUGGUAGUAUUGUCUCGGCAGCGAGCACAUUCGGACAGAUCGGUGCACCAGGCAACAUCGCCUACGCCGCGUCUAAAGCUGCUGUUAUCGCUGCCACGAGAACCGCAGCAAAGGAGAACCAGCACAUCAGGGUGAAUUGUGUGGCUCCAGGUUCAGUCAACACGCCUCUCUCCGCCAGCGAAGAUCCCGAAGAUGUAGCACGAGGACUGCAGGUCACAGCACAGAAGCGGCGUGCUGAACCGAUCGAGGUCGCCAAGGUCAUCGCAUUCUUGUUGAGCGAUGAUGCGAGCUUUGUUACCGGUGCUGUGUAUAAUGUUGAUGGUGGCUGGGUGUGUUAG